Messenger RNA from Phyllotreta striolata, 2051 nucleotides. Lineage: Eukaryota; Metazoa; Arthropoda; Insecta; Coleoptera; Chrysomelidae. The record is from the annotation of a GenBank genome assembly.
UCUAAUGUCUACCGGCGUUGUUUUAUUGUUUAGUUUCACAUCUUGCAUUUUUAUUAAUUAAUUAAUUAAUUUCUAAGCCAUUAAACGUUAUUUAAUUGUCUAGUUUAUCCCAAUUCAACUUGUUAAAACUUAUUUCUAAGAACCAAAAAUGGUCGUCACUCAAAUCACCAAAGAAACCAUUGGAAAUUCUAAAGUGCUGGUAGUCGGAGCAGGAGGAAUUGGUUGUGAAGUUCUGAAGAAUUUAGCUCUCUCUGGCUUUAAAGACAUAGAAAUUAUCGAUUUGGAUACGAUAGAUGUAAGUAACCUCAACAGGCAGUUUUUAUUCCGCAAAGAGCACGUCGGAAAGCCCAAAGCAGUUGUAGCUCGUGAAAGUAUCCUAAAUUAUAAUCCAGAUAUUCAGAUUAAAGCUUAUCAUGACAGUAUUACAAGCCAAGAUUAUGGUUUAAACUUUUUUAAAAAGUUCAAUAUCGUGUUAAACGCUCUCGAUAACAGAGCAGCAAGAAACCACGUUAAUAGAAUGUGUCUGGCUGCUGAUGUACCGUUAAUUGAAUCCGGCACGUCUGGCUAUUCCGGUCAAGUCGAACUGAUCAAAAAAGGAGUAACUCAAUGCUAUGAAUGCCAGCCUAAACCACCCCAAAGGACUUUUCCUGGUUGUACCAUAAGAAAUACACCUUCCGAGCCUGUGCAUUGCAUAGUAUGGGCAAAACAUUUAUUUAAUCAGUUAUUCGGAGAGGAAGAUCCCGAUCAAGAUGUAUCCCCGGACACCGAAGAUCCCGAAGCUAAGGUCGAAGGUCAAGCGCACAGUGCUACCAACGCAGGGAAUAUCCAAAGAACAUCUACACGUCGAUGGGUGCAAGAUAUAAAAUAUAAUCCUUCGCAACUGUUUAAUAAGUUCUUCAAAGAAGAUAUCGAAUACCUAUUAAAAAUGGAAAAUUUAUGGAAGACUCGCAAACCUCCAGUUCCCCUGUCUUGGGAACAGGCCGCAUCCCACGAAGGAGACUCAGUCGAAGAGGAAAACAACGUAAGAAUGCAGGACAUGAAAGUUUGGCCGUUGAGCAAAUGCGCAAAAGUCUUCGCUAGUACCAUCGAUGUGUUGAAGAACGAAGUCUCUGAAGAUAAAUUUUUAGUUUGGGAUAAAGACGACAAGCCGGCCAUGGAUUUCGUUACGGCUUGCGCCAAUAUCAGAGCUCACAUUUUCUCCAUAGCCACUAAAUCUAGAUUUGAGAUUAAAUCUAUUGCUGGCAAUAUUAUACCGGCUAUCGCCACUGCCAAUGCAAUGAUCGCGGGUCUGGUAGUUCUGCACGCCUUCAGGGUGCUGCUGCAAGAAUUCGAAAAGUGCCCGUCGAUUUACCUGAGGCAAAAGUCGGUGCAUUCGAAAUUUAUACUCGCGGCCGAUAAGCAGAUAACUGCAGCCAAUCCGAAGUGUUACGUGUGCAGUCCGAAACCGUUCGUAAAUGUCUUUGUCAACACUAACUCGAUGACCGUGAAGGAAUUCGAAACGGAAGUAUUGAAAAAGGGCCUAAACAUGAUCGCUCCGGAUGUUGUAUUAGAUGGUAGAGGAAUGGUGGUGAUAUCAUCGGAAGAAGGCGAGACGGAAAUCAACAACGACAAGAAACUGGCGGAAAUCGGAAUCGUCGAAGGCAGUAUAUUGAAAUGCGACGAUUUCCUUCAAAACUACGAGCUGAGCGUGGCCGUCAAUCAGUACGAAGCUAAAGAAAAAGACGAUCCGCUCUACAAGAUCGUCGCGAACCCCGACGAUUUGAAGGCCAAAGAAAGCGUCAAUGGCGGCGAGAAGAACGGCAACGAAGAAGAGAAGCAAGCGGAGAGCGAUCAAGAUGAUCUCAUGGUCGUCGAGGAGUCCGACGAUCCCCAAGAGGGUUCCUCGAAGAGAAGAAAAUUGAAUCCUAUCGAAGAUAACGACGAUGAUCUGUGUAUAAUUGAUUCCUAAUAAGAACAAAAUGUUUGUACGAUAUUUAAUUCAUUUCGAUGUUCAUACAAUUUUUUCCAUAUAUUUUUUAUUCAUAAGGAAAUAAAUGUUUCUACUAGUAUCA